AUGGAAGUUCAUGAUGAGGUGAGCUCGGACUACCAGGUCCUCUCGAGGAUGGCAACAUGUGAUGGCCAUGGAGAGAACUCCUGCUACUUUGAUGGAUGGAAAGCGUACGAUGAAGACCCUUUCCACUCGACCAAAAACUCCAACGGAGUCAUCCAAAUGGGACUCGCAGAAAACCAGCUCUGCCUCGAGUUGAUUCAAGAAUGGAUUAAGAAGAACCCACAGGCGUCAAUCUGCACGAAGGAGGGAGUGUCGGAUUUCAAAGACAUUGCCAAUUUCCAGGACUAUCACGGCCUACAAAAUUUCAGAGAGGCGAUCGCUUUGUUUAUGGAGAAAGUGAGAGGUGGAAAAGUUAAAUUUGACCCGGACCGCAUCGUAAUGAGCGGCGGAGCCACCGGAGCACAAGAAACGCUUGCAUUUUGUCUCGCUAACCCUGGCCAAGCUUUCCUCGUUCCGACACCAUAUUAUCCGGCAUUCGAUCGAGACUUCCAAUGGAGGACGGGAGUGAAGCUCCUUCCCAUUCACUGUGACAGCUCCAACAACUUCAAGAUCACUAAAACUGCGCUGGUAAAUGCCUUCCAGGACGCGCGUAACUCCAGAAUUACCGUCAAGGGAAUCCUGGUAACCAACCCUUCCAAUCCCCUGGGCACCGUCAUGGACACCAAGACACUGCGAACUCUCGUCAGCUUCGCCUGCGAGAAGAGAAUCCACUUGAUCUGCGACGAGGUCUUCUCUGGGACCGUCUUCGGCGAGCCCGAAUACGUCAGCGUGGCUGCGAUCCUCGACGAAGUCUCCCCCCAUUGCGACAGGGCCCUGUUCCACAUCGCCUACAGCUUGUCCAAGGACCUGGGCGUCCCUGGAUUCCGCGUGGGGAUCAUCUACUCCUUUAACGACGCGGUUGUCCGAUGCGCUCGCAGGAUGUCCAGCUUCGGGCUGGUGUCCACUCAGACGCAGAGGCUGCUGGCCAACAUGCUGCGCGACGACCACUUCACGACCAAUCUCUUGGCAGAGAACAAGCGGCGGCUGCGUCUUCAGCACCAGCGUUUCACGGCGGGGCUGAGCGAGGUCGGGAUACAUUGCUUGGACGGCAGCGCGGGGCUGUUUUGCUGGAUGAACUUGCAGUGGAUGUUGAAAGCGGAGACGGUGGCGGCAGAGCUGGAGCUUUGGCGGGUGAUUAUCUAUGAUGUUAAGCUCAACAUAUCGCCGGGGUCGUCAUUCCACUGCUCGGAGCCUGGGUGGUUCAGGGUGUGCUUCGCAAACAUGGAUGAGGAGACCAUGGACGCCGCGCUGGAGAGAAUCAGGAGGUUCGUGCAGCGGACGGCGAGUGAUAAACCUCGAACGAUAAAGAGCAACAAGAAGAGGUGGCGUCCGUCGCGGCGCUUGAGCGUGCCUCCGGAGUUCAACAGCAGCACCGUGAUGAGCCCACGGCUGAUAUCACCGCGGCCGCCUCUGGAUCAAACCGCCAACUGA
Molecule: messenger RNA, 1467 nt
Organism: Zingiber officinale
Lineage: Eukaryota; Viridiplantae; Streptophyta; Magnoliopsida; Zingiberales; Zingiberaceae
Product: 1-aminocyclopropane-1-carboxylate synthase-like
Exons: 4
Coding region: 1-1467 (488 amino acids)
Biological process (GO): amino acid metabolic process; biosynthetic process
Molecular function (GO): transaminase activity; pyridoxal phosphate binding
Source: RefSeq, a predicted model, not a curated record